UAAUUGACUCGGACCCAAAAGUAUUUUGUGAAUCUAUUGAAUUUCUUUGGGUGUGUGUGCAGUGGCUGAAAAUGACAGGAAGAGGAAAAGGUGGUAAAGGUCUUGGAAAAGGAGGAGCCAAACGUCAUCGUAAAGUUCUUCGUGAUAACAUUCAAGGUAUUACAAAGCCUGCUAUAAGACGUCUGGCACGACGUGGUGGUGUAAAGCGUAUUUCGGGCCUCAUUUAUGAAGAGACGAGGAAUGUGUUGAGAGUUUUCUUGGAAAGUGUCAUUCGUGACGCAGUUACUUAUACCGAGCAUGCCCGUAGAAAGACAGUCACUGCUAUGGAUGUUGUCUAUGCCUUGAAGCGCCAAGGUCGUACACUAUACGGUUUUGGUGGUUAAGGUAGUGAAUCGCCAACUGGGUGUUUUUCAACACCACUUAUCACGGAAACUUGUUAGUUAUUGUUUCUUAGAAUCCCUCUUCGUUAUUAGUCUUUGUUACUUGAUGAACGGUUUGCAAAUAAAUUGACAAACUCUCUUUUCUAUUCGAGACCUGUGCGCUAA
Messenger RNA from Galdieria sulphuraria, 545 nucleotides. RefSeq names its product histone H4. The transcript has a single exon. NCBI's taxonomy places the organism in Eukaryota, Rhodophyta, Bangiophyceae, Galdieriales, Galdieriaceae. Bases 72 to 383 code for a protein of 103 amino acids. The record is from RefSeq and is a predicted model, not a curated record. Gene Ontology annotation, molecular function: structural constituent of chromatin; protein heterodimerization activity; DNA binding. Gene Ontology annotation, biological process: nucleosome assembly. Gene Ontology annotation, cellular component: nucleosome.